GUCUGCCCCAUCCCGGCUGCGCAACUUCCUGCUGGGCUUCCUCCCUUCGCUUUCAUGCAGGCGCGUUCGGCUGCUGUGGGCCCUUGGCUCUUCGGCGGAGUGCCGCAGGCAGGUGCCUGCUUACUACGAAACGGCUAGCUGCAAUCUUGAAUCGGCCCUUCCAGGUGCUUCGCCCGCCACCGCCAAUGCCACGACAGGCCACGGGGCAGCUUCGGACCACCUUGGACGCUGGGCCCCCAACUGUUUCCCCGCUUCGUUUGUGCAGGGCGAUGGACAGACCAGCGCCAAGGAGACGCCGGCCAAACACUCAGGUUGA
This is a messenger RNA of Symbiodinium necroappetens, 316 nucleotides long. The record is from the annotation of a GenBank genome assembly. Lineage: Eukaryota; Dinophyceae; Suessiales; Symbiodiniaceae.